AUGGCUGAAGGUGAGGUCUUCCAGUGGGGGGUCAGUGAAGAGAGGGGGGGAAUAAAGGAGAGGGGGUGGGACGGAUCUCUUCAUUGUCUGGAUCUUCACAAAAGGCUCUUCCCAGAAGCCCUGAAAAGUGUCUUUGAAUACUCGGGAUUAAUUCGGACACUGCGGGGCGAAAUGGGCUCUGUUUAUGAACAAUAUUACACAGGGGGCUGUGCAAAAACAGAGGAGGAGGAAGACUCGGGCUCGUCUCACGGCAGUGGGGUUUGUAAAUGGUUUAAUGUGCGGAUGGGCUUCGGGUUUCUGUCCAUGACUCAUCAGGAGGGAAUCUGUCUGGAAUCACCCGUGGAUGUGUUCGUACAUCAGAGCAAGCUUUAUAUGGAGGGUUUCCGCUGUCUGAAGGAAGGGGAGGAGGUCGAGUUCACCUUUAAAAGGUCUUCUAAGGGUCUGGAGUCCUUGCGGGUAACAGGGCCAGGCGGGGCACCAUGUGUUGGCAGUGAGAAGAAACCCAAAGGUGCCCAAAAGCGCCGGUCAAAAGGAGACCGGUGCUUCAACUGUGGAGUGCCAAACCAUCAUGCUAAAGAAUGCCAACUGCCACCUCAGCCAAAAAAGUGCCACUUUUGCCAAAGCAUCACCCACAUGGUGGCCAACUGCCCAAUCAAAGCACAGCAGUUGUCACCAGGAUCUCAGGGAAAGUCCACAACUUCAACAACAGGAGAAGAGGAGGACAUGAGCCACACCCCUUUACCUCCUGAGAUCUCCGAUUAGACGGGGAAAAUCGUCAGGUU
Messenger RNA from Myxocyprinus asiaticus (Chinese sucker), 782 nucleotides. Its product is annotated as protein lin-28 homolog A-like. NCBI's taxonomy places the organism in Eukaryota, Metazoa, Chordata, Actinopteri, Cypriniformes, Catostomidae. The transcript is spliced from 5 exons. The coding region runs from base 1 to 762 and encodes 253 amino acids. The record is from RefSeq and is a predicted model, not a curated record. Gene Ontology annotation, molecular function: zinc ion binding; nucleic acid binding.